AUGGUUGCUGUGGCAGUCGCAACUACACUAUUACUGCAUCGAUAUAUAUCAUUUAAAAAGACUCCAUUAUAUGUAUAUAUUAUGACAUGGAUUGGCUGGUUCAUGUGCUUUGGUAUCGUUGUCUUGGUACCAGUCGAUAUAUUAGCCACCAAGUAUAGAGAGUGUACAGAGAUUACACCACCACAUGAAUGCCCGAAUGAACCUUGGACAUACGUAUCGAAUGAGUUCCUCACUCGCUUCUAUCAGACCUUUUACUUUGGAACAUUGCUGCUCACAUGGUUGGUCUAUCCAUUCUUGGGAUCAUUCGUCUUGGCUGGAGACUUUAGGAUCACGGAGAGGAUCCAUCGAGCAAUCCGUGAGAAUGUAUACAUCUAUCUCGGAUUGGGUCUCGUUGGCUUUGUCAUCAUGAUCUAUCUUCUGGCCGUCAAGAACCUCGACUGGAAGUCAAUGGUUGGUCUUGCCAUGGGUGCAGCCAAUGCCUGGGGUAUAGUCCUAGUCAUUGUACUCAUGGGUUAUGGACUUGUGGAAACACCAAGAUACUUCUGGAAUGUGGCAAAUAGACAGAUAACAUUGAAGCAUCUUCAGUUCAAGGUUGCAGACUUGUCGCAGCAGAGGAAGAAUGCACAUGAUGAGCUGCUGACGACGAUGAAGCAGAUUAAGAAGGUCAGGGAGAAGACGAGGAAGUUCGACCCGUACGAGAAGUACCUCGAGUCGAUCAUCGAGCAGUGUCCGCCCGAGUACCACGACAUUCAGAACGGAGAGGGCACGGGCGAGAUAACCUACGCGACGUUGGUGGCCCUCAACACUCGCCUAAAGACCGCCGUCCAGAACCAGAACAGGACCGAGUCAUUGUACGAGCAGUGCGUCCUCGAGGCCUUUGGCCUGGAGGACAUCAUCAGCAGCUCGUCCAACCCCGGCCGCACCGUGCAGUGGAGCCACAAGGCCCCUCGCACUGGUCGCUUCGCCAACCUUAUCAACAGGUUCGAGUGGGUCUGGUACAACUACCUGCAAAUACCUACCGUCAUCAUCCUGGCGCUGUUCUUUGCGCUGCAGUCGCUGCUGCUGGUGUGGUCCGAGAUUGCCAUGGCCAUUCCCACCAUGGACCUCUCGCCACUCUCGCUGCUUGUGAAGCGCACUGACAUUGACAGGAUCGACACGCAGCUCGUCCUCUUCUUCCCACUCGGCUACGCCGCCCUUGUCACGUACAGCACACUGUUCAAGAUCCGAAUCUUCAACUACUAUCGUCUGAUCCCACACCAACACUCUGAUCCAAACAGCAUACUAUUCAGCGCAGCAUACUUAUGUCGACUGGCAGCGCCACUGUGCUUCAACUUCAUCUCGUUUAUUAAGACUGCGACCACUUUUAAUGCGGUCAUGGGUGGAAUGGACGCGACACCAUUGCUUGGCAAUUACUUCUACGUGUACUUCCCUAUUGUGAUCACUGUAGUCGUGCUGGCAACCACUUUCAAUCUGUACACUCGCUUGAUGAACUGUCUAAACAUCACUCGCUUCCGUUUCGACUCGGACUUCUCGCACGAGAACAUCGACGAAGGAAAGAUGAUCUUGACGACCGAGAAGAGGAGGCGGUCGCUCAACCAGACGCUGGCAUCCGACUCAACAUUCGCCUCGCCCAUGUCUCCGUCGCGAACCACCUCGACCAACAACAAGAAGUACUCACUGCUUCAGAGCUCUCUGGACAACGACUUUGACGACGACGAUGAUCUGGAGAGUGGCAACAUCGACUUCUUUGGAUCGUCCGGAGGCAGCAGCAGCAAGAGCAGCAGCAGCAAGAGCUCUGGCGUUGGAUCGUCCGGCAGCUUCAGCACCAAGAACACUGGCAGUAAGAGCAACAACCCUUCAGCCAAUCCAAUUGAUCGAUUCAAGAACUCACUCAAUGGAUUCCCCAACAUCUUUGGCAAGAAGUAA
This is a messenger RNA of Acytostelium subglobosum LB1, 1926 nucleotides long. RefSeq lists its product as hypothetical. Gene Ontology annotation, cellular component: membrane. NCBI's taxonomy places the organism in Eukaryota, Evosea, Eumycetozoa, Acytosteliales, Acytosteliaceae. The record is from RefSeq and is a predicted model, not a curated record. The transcript has 5 exons. The coding region runs from base 1 to 1926 and encodes 641 amino acids.